This is a messenger RNA of Monodelphis domestica (gray short-tailed opossum), 3400 nucleotides long. Its product is annotated as zinc finger protein 8-like. Gene Ontology annotation, molecular function: DNA-binding transcription factor activity, RNA polymerase II-specific; RNA polymerase II cis-regulatory region sequence-specific DNA binding. The record is from RefSeq and is a predicted model, not a curated record. Gene Ontology annotation, biological process: regulation of transcription by RNA polymerase II. NCBI's taxonomy places the organism in Eukaryota, Metazoa, Chordata, Mammalia, Didelphimorphia, Didelphidae.
UACCCAGAAUGCCCCGCGCGGUGCCCUCGCGCCCCCUUCCUGCCUCGGACAAAGCUCGAAUGCAGAGACCGCGAGGAAAGCGCAGGGCCCCGAGCUGUGUUAGGAGAGAGAAGAGCUGGGAACUGGGGACGCCUGAGGCCCCGGCAGCCUUUUCUGUCUUCACGAAAGCGAGGAGUCCGGAGUGCCCUAAAAGACAAGGUCAGGAAAAGAUGGAGGAGCUUCACCAGAUGGACUCACUGGGGCUACUUUGCUGCCUCUACAGGGAGCCUGGAGUCUCAGGGAUGGCCUUGGAGAGAGACAGACUCCCAGCCCAGGAGGCUGUGACAUUUAAGGAUGUGGCUGUGGACUUCACUCGGGAGGAGUGGCGCCUCUUGUCCCCUCCCCAGAAGGAGCUGUACAAGGAGGUGAUGCUGGAGAAUGCCCAGAACCUGCUAACUGUGGGGCUGCCAGCUCCCCCAGAAAAUGUGAUCUCUGCCUUGGAGCAGAGGGAAGCCCUGUGGAUGCUAGAGGAAGAAGACCUGAGGAGCUGCUGCCCAGGAGAGAUCAUACCUGAAAUUAAGGCUAAUCCAACAGAUAUGAGCCUUCCUUUGGAAGAAUUGGACGUACAAAGAUUCAUGAGGGAUGGUCCUGAUAACUUUGCUUUCAGAGAAUUCUGUGUUGCAUCUCAACAUUCAUCUCAUAUUGAACAUCAAAGAAUGCACAUCAAGGAAGCAUCUAUUGGAAAUAACGAGUGUGAAAAGACUUUUAUGCACAGGGACAUUCUUGCUAGACAUCAGAGAAUCCAUACUAAAGAGAGUCCUUAUGAUUGCAAGCAGUGUGGAAAGGCAUUCAGUUGCAGCUCCACUCUAGCUGUACAUCAGAGAAUCCACACUGGGGAGAAACCUUAUGAAUGCAAACAGUGUGGAAAGACUUUCAGACUGAGCUCAACUCUUGCUACUCAUGAGAGAAUCCACACUGGGGAGAAACCUUAUGAAUGCCAGCAGUGUGGAAAGACAUUCAGUCGGAGCUCUAGUCUUGCUGAACAUCAGAGAAUCCACACUGGGGAGAAACCUUAUGAAUGCCAGCAGUGUGGAAAGGCAUUCACUUGCAGCUCUGCUCUAACUGUACAUCAAAGAAUCCACACUGGGGAGAAACCUUAUGAAUGCAAACAGUGUGGAAAGACAUUCAGUUGUAACUCUGCUCUUGCUGUACAUCUGAGAAUCCACACUGGGGAGAAACCUUAUGAAUGCCAGCAGUGUGGGAAGGCAUUCAUUUGCAGCUCCGCUCUUGCUGUACAUCGGAGAAUCCACACUGGAGAGAACCCUUAUGAAUGCCAGCAGUGUGGGAAGGCAUUCAUUUGCAGCUCUACUCUUGCUGUACAUCAGAGAGUCCAUACUGGGGAGAAACCUUAUGAAUGCCAGCAGUGUGGAAAGGCAUUCACUUGCAGCUCCUCUCUCGCUGUACAUCAGAGAAUCCACACUGGAGAAAAACCUUACGAAUGCAAACACUGUGAAAAAACAUUUAGGUUUAGCUCAACUCUUGCUGUACACAAGAGAAUCCACACUGGGGAGAAACCUUAUGAAUGCCAGCAAUGUGGAAAGGCAUUCAGUCGGAGCUCCCACCUUGCUCUACAUCAGAGAAUACACACUGGGGAGAAACCUUAUGAAUGCAAGCAGUGUGGAAAGGCAUUCAGUUGCAGCUCUGCUCUUGCUGCACAUCAGAGAAUCCACACUGGGGAGAAACCUUAUGAAUGCCAGCAGUGUGGAAAGGCAUUUAGUUGCAACUCUGCUCUUGCUGUACAUCGGAGAAUCCACACUGGGGAGAAACCUUAUGAAUGCAAGCAAUGUGGAAAGGGAUUCAUUUGCAGCUCCGCUCUUGCUGUACAUCGGAGAAUCCACACUGGAGAGAACCCUUAUGAAUGCAAGCAGUGUGGAAAGGCAUUCAUUUGCAGCUCUACUCUUGCUGUACAUCAGAGAGUCCACACUGGGGAGAAACCUUAUGAAUGCCAGCAGUGUGGAAAGGCAUUUAGUCGGAGCUCCCAUCUGGCUGUACAUCAGAGAAUCCACACUGGGGAGAAACCUUAUGAAUGCCCACAGUGUAGAAAGGCAUUCAUUUGUAGUUCUGCUCUUGCUGAACAUCAGAGAACUCACACUGGGGAGAAACCCUAUGAAUGCAAACAGUGUGGAAAGGCAUUCAAUUAUAGUUCCCAUCUUGCUGUACACCAGAGAAUCCACACUGGGGAGAAACCUUAUGAAUGUAAAUGGUGUGGAAAGACUUUUAGACUGAGCUCCCAGCUUGCUGUACAUGAGAGAAUCCACACUGGGGAGAAACCUUAUAAAUGCAAACAGUGUGGAAAGACAUUCAGUCGGAGCUCCAGUCUUGCUGAACACCAGAGAAUCCACACUGGGGUGAAACCUUAUGAAUGCAAGCAUUGUGGAAAGACAUUCAAUUGGAGCUCCCAUCUUGCUGUGCAUGAGAGAAUCCACACUGGGGAGAAACCUUAUGAAUGUGAGCAGUGUAGAAAGACUUUCAGACUGAGUUCCCAUCUUGCUGUACAUGAGAGAAUCCACACUGGGGAGAAACCUUAUGAAUGCAAGCAAUGCAAGAAGACAUUCAGUCGGAGCUCCCAUCUUGCUGUACAUCAGAGAACCCACACUGGGGAGAAACCUUAUGAAUGCCAGCAGUGUAGAAAGACAUUCAGUCGGAGCUCCAGUCUUGCUGAACAUAAGAGAAUCCACACUGGGGAGAAACCUUAUGAAUGCCAGCAGUGUGGAAAGACUUUCAGACUGAGCUCCCAGCUUGCUGUACAUCAGAGAAUCCACGUUGGGGAGAAACAUUAUGAAUACAAACAAUGUAGGAAGGCACUCACAAAGAACUAUUGUUUUGCUGUCCAUCAGGAAAUCCACACUGGGGGGGAGCCUUAAGAAUACAAGUUAUGUGGAGAGGUAUUUGCGUGCAGUUCCAAUCUUGCUGUUUUGUGAAAGAAGCUUACUCUACUCUUUCUAGGGCAGUAUAUCUAGCAUGAACCUGACCUUUACACAGAGAUGAGGAUUGCAUGAUUGAAACCACUGAAUGAGGAAUGGCUACAGGGAAAAGGCAGAAAUAUAUUAAAGACAGCAUUAGAUGGGAGAAGAGUGAUGUCUACUGUACUGCACCCCCUGGGCUGAUCAGGCAAAAUAUAAAGCCACAGUUGACUUCUGAGAUGAUAUUUGUGAGGUUUAGUGGGCAGAGGAAAGGUUUGAUAAACUGGGGCAAGAUCAGAUUUCCAGGCUUUUCCAGAUUUGUUAAUAGCUGACCUUCCCUUUGAGCGUGGUUAGGGCACCCCAAUAAUGGCCACAGAAUAGCAAGAUAAAAGGAAAGUAUCUCUUAUUUGUUUGUAUUUUUAUCCUAAUGCUUCAAAUUAAAUUACAUUCAAAACCUG